AUGGCUAAUCUACAUAUGAGUAGUCUAUUACUGUUUGUCAUUGUGGUAGUUCUCUCAUCUUCGUCACUGGUUUCUUCAUCUUCUUUGAAGGUGGGCUUUUAUAAAUCAUCAUGUCCAUCUGCUGAAGAUAUAGUAAGAAAAGCCGUGCACAAAGCUGUUUCUGCCAACCCCCGCAUCGCUGCUGGCUUGAUCAGAAUGCAUUUCCACGACUGCUUCGUGAGGGGUUGUGAUGGCUCUGUGUUAAUAGAAUCUACACCUGGAAAUAUAGCUGAGAGAGACCAUCCAGCCAACAACCCUAGCCUACGAGGCUUCGAGGUGAUUGAGGAAGCCAAGGCUCAAAUUGAAGCUGUGUGUCCUCAGACUGUUUCAUGUGCAGACAUUGUUGCUUUUGCUGCUCGAGACAGUGCCUAUAACGUUGGCGGAAUCAACUAUAAUGUCCCCGCAGGACGAAGAGAUGGUCGUGUCUCUAUCAUGGGCGAAAUCCAAGGCAAUUUGCCUCCACCCUUCUUCAAUACCGAGCAAAACAUCGAGCUUUUUGGACGAAAGGGAUUAUCAGUGGACGAAAUGGUGACACUUUCAGGAGCCCAUUCCAUUGGUGUAUCACACUGUUCUUCCUUCUCCAAUCGCUUAUACUCUUUCAAUGCUACACACCCACAAGAUCCUUCGAUGGAUCCUACGUUUGUUGAAAUGCUGAAAACUAAGUGUCCACCACCAAGCAACAACAUUAAUAAUGGUGGUUUUAGUGAUCCAACUGUUUCACUCGAAGCUUCGACCCCGAACCGUUUGGAUAAUAGAUAUUACUCAGGACUGGAGAAUCAUAGAGGCGUGUUGACUUCAGAUCAAACAUUGUAUGAAAGUAAGUUGACGAGGCAAAUGGUGGCUCACAAUGCCAAAGAUGGCUCAACCUGGGCCUAUAAGUUUGCUAAAGCCAUGGUUCACAUGGGUUCGAUAGAAGUGCUCAGUGGCUCACAGGGCGAGAUCAGAAAGCGAUGUGGUGCUAUUAAUUAAUUAAAAAUA
Molecule: messenger RNA, 1017 nt
Organism: Neltuma alba
Lineage: Eukaryota; Viridiplantae; Streptophyta; Magnoliopsida; Fabales; Fabaceae
Product: peroxidase 5-like
Exons: 2
Coding region: 1-1008 (335 amino acids)
Biological process (GO): response to oxidative stress; hydrogen peroxide catabolic process
Molecular function (GO): heme binding; peroxidase activity
Source: RefSeq, a predicted model, not a curated record